Messenger RNA from Pelobates fuscus (common spadefoot toad), 3222 nucleotides. It is a transcript of the gene CCDC181, whose product is annotated as coiled-coil domain containing 181. The record is from RefSeq and is a predicted model, not a curated record. NCBI's taxonomy places the organism in Eukaryota, Metazoa, Chordata, Amphibia, Anura, Pelobatidae. The transcript has 7 exons. Gene Ontology annotation, molecular function: microtubule binding. Bases 153 to 1646 code for a protein of 497 amino acids.
CGCUAGAGGCUUUAUCUGAGCUCGGGAGAGAGACAGGAGCGCUCGGCGCAGGGUAACGGGGAACAGAUGUCAUAUCGGUGAUAUCGGUCAUAUCGGUCAUAGCUCGUCCGGGCCGUGGGUUUUAGGAAAAAACAAAACACAAAUCUCUACAAAUGGGUGAAAAGGAAGAAGAGUUUCCUGCUGGUUCUCAGGAAUAUGAAGAUGAUUUUGAGAAAGAUCUUGACUGGUUAAUAAAUGAAGAUAAUGAGAAUGGCGCAGGGCCCCAGAAUCACACUGGUGAAGAACAUAUUGACGAUUUAAAGCUGAAUACUAAUCGUUUAGAGAAAGAAAAUAAAGAAAAUAAUCAUUCAUAUAGUGAAACAGAAUCUCCAUCAGAUGGUGUUUACUCUGAAGCUAAUUCCCUAGAGACUAUGAUAGAAGGUGAAGACAAUUUUAUUGAUGAUGAGGAAGCAAAACGAUAUAUUGCAGAGAAAAUUGAGCAAGCUAAUAAGCAAUUGGAGAAUGAAACUGUAGAUGAAAACCGAGAGAGAAAGUUGAAAUUCAAGGACAAUUUGGUAGACUUAGAAGUUCCCCCACUCGAAUAUGUUGAAUCUGAAAGAAGUGAAGAAGAUGUAGUUGAUAGCUUAUCUCAAUUACAUGUUUCUGAAGUUCCAUCAAAGGAAAAUGAGCACCAGCUCGAGAAUGGAAGUUCGGAGGAGGAACACAAGGAAGGAAAAAUCUUAGUGGAGAAAGAUGGAAAGUUUGAACUUGUUAACUUACAAGAUAUAGAAAGUUCACAUUUUCUACCACCAAUAAAUAACGAGAAAGAUCCUUCAAAACAUCAAGUCAGGUUGCAGCAAUCAGACAUGUUUGGUACUUCACCUUGUGAAAAGGGUUUCAUCAAGCAGAAAGCUAGCAAUAAUAUUGAAGGUUUUUAUCCUAAACCACCUUCUCAACCCAAGGGCCGUCCUGGAUCUGCUGCUUAUACAGUAAACUCUGUGCAGAAAUCAACGCGUAGAGUGCAGUCUGCAACUUUGCCAUCCAGAAAUACCACCUUCAGUCUAUCGCCCGAGCAAAAGCAAUUGCAAAAACGAAUUCAAGAAAAGCAAGAACGACUUAAGAAAGAGGAAGUAGAACGUCAAAAAGAAAUGGAAGAAAAUAAAAGAAAAGAGAAUGAGAUUGCAUUCAAAGCUUGGUUACAGAAAAAAAGGGGCCAGCUGUUCGAAGAGAGGAGAAUUCAACAAGCUAAGGUGUUAGAGAAGAUGAACGUUACGGCUACACUAGAAAAUUCUGAAGAGAAAAUAACUGGAAUAAGCUUUUCACAGGCAUCCAGCCUGAUGUGUGAUAUUAAGGAUGAAGAGAGAGAUCCCGAGGAAGCGUUUAACAGGUGGCUUAAGAAAAAGCAUCAAGAACAUCUAAAAGAAAGGAAGAUCGAGGAUCUAAAGAAACAAGAAGCAGCUUUUUACCUUAACGACAGAGGGGACUGUGAGAGAGCAUUCACAACGUGGUUAAGACAAAAGAGAAUACAGAAACGCAUUGAGCAUCAGGAGGCUAAAGAGCGAUCUAGAAGGCUUUUAGUGGAAGCCAGGAGAGCAAAGCAAAUGCACAAUUUACUAUACAACAUUUCCGAGACCAACUCAUUCCGUUACAUGGGUGGUUGCAAUUAAGAGAUCAUCGAUCUUCUUAUCAAAGUAAUAUGCCCUUCAACAGCUUUGUUAAAGGGAUACUCCAGGCUGUAGCUGAGACACAUCCAUUUUGUUAUCUGUACAAUUCAGAGCAAUAGCACCCAGGAAAUAAAUCAAUGUACUGUCUGUUUUUCAAUGUAACUGUCUGUUACUCCUGGCUCCUCAUUCCUGAUUGUUGGGAUAUAACCGUGAAGUUUGUCUUACAAAGGUUGCUAGGGUGAGAAAAGAGUGGAGGCAGACUAAUAAGAUGGAGCUAAGUGAAAAAAACUGUUUCAUACAAAAUGUAGCCAAUAAAGCUCAUUUAUCCUACCCUUAACUUUGUAAUUUAUUUUAAAAACUGUUUGCUCCUGAAUAGUGUUUAGGAGGGAAGGCAUUAAAGUAACUAAGGAUAAUUCACCUAGCUUUAGUGUUAAUAUCUGUAGAAUUUGCCCAGUCUGGAGUGUCCCUUUAAAAUGAUGUGGGUUCUUUGUGUUUCUCUGCAUAAAUAUUUUUACAUUUAUUUUUGUUAUUUAAAGUGUGUUAUAAAUUGUGGUUUUCAGUAACUUAUAGUAUAGAGAAAAUUAUGUUUUCAUAUUUAAUGUGGGAAACAAAUGGCAAUGCAAAUGACACCAAGCAUAUCAAACACGUGCUUGCCAGCUGCCGCUGCACUACAACUCCCAUGAUUAAUUGGUUAUCAAGUGUAUACAAAUAAUUCUUGGAGUGAUAGGCCAUAAACAUUUGGGGCCGGAGUUUUGAUUCCUGGACUAUUAGGCUAGUUUUGGCACUGUAGAGGUUCGUAAACUAUAUUUCCCAUCAUUCUCAACCCUAAAUGAAUCCGACACUUUUGUAGUGUCAAGGUUAACCUGCAUCACUCUGUGAAUUGUUCUACAAGUAUUUAUUGACUAAUGGGACAUUCCCAUGCAGCUGGAUCGAAAGUCAAAUAGGAUCGAACAUGAAUACAAAACAUAACAAACUGUUUUAUAUUUAGACAGUUCAGUGUGAGAUUUAAACAUAUUUAUGUAAAUUAAUAAUACAGUUUUAGAGUACCAUAUGAAAUUUAAAAUUUUUACAAAGAAGUGGAAUUCACCAUCCCCUGCAAUGUAAAUUUAAAGGUGAAAGGAAUCAGCGCUAAGUGUUAGAAAUAGGAAGCAGAACUUAACUAGCAAAGUAACCCUUCUAACUUUAUCACAAAAAAAAUCAAUAAACUAAAUAGCAAAAUAUAAGUUGUGCCACUAUAACAAACUUUAGAAAUUUUGAGAAAAAUUUAAACUUCAGAGAAGAUCUCAAAAGAUCUUCUGUAUAGCCCAAUAACCAUCAGUAUAAAACGGGUACAGAAAAAACGCAUUGAUGUGGUUGAGAGCUGUUAGAUAGCUCAAUGUCACUCAGCAGGAGCGAUUUUCUCUCCACUUCGGACUGCGACAUAGUGCAGCUUCAUAGAGCAAGUCAAAAGCAUGGAUUAUGCAAUCUACUGCAAUGUAUUUAUUCCUGCAGUGAUGUAAUUUAUUAAGAGGUUUAUUUCCUAAGCAGUAAAUUGUAGUGAGUCAACCAUAUCUGUUUUUGUCCAUAUAACCAGAUUUAA